Austrofundulus limnaeus is the source of this 1143-nucleotide messenger RNA. It is a transcript of the gene smim10l3, whose product is annotated as small integral membrane protein 10 like 3. The record is from RefSeq and is a predicted model, not a curated record. Lineage: Eukaryota; Metazoa; Chordata; Actinopteri; Cyprinodontiformes; Rivulidae.
AAAAAAAAAACAACAACAACAACAUGAAGUAUCUUUGGCCGCUCGCCAUCCUUCUCGCCUCGCCCCAUCAGUUGAAUUAGAAAGCCGACAAAGCGCCGGGCGAACCGAGCCUUAUGGCGAGCUUGUCGUAUCUCGUGCUCCGGUUUUCGGGUUCCGCCGGCCGGACGUACGAAGUGUUUUCCAAAGGCUUGACGAGGACCCUGUUGAUAUUUUUUGAACUGGCGUGGCGACUGAGGAUCAGAUUUCCUUACAUCUAUGUCAUUGCUUCAAUGGUGUUUAAUGUCAGAUUACAGGUUCACAUUGAAAUCCACUGAGACCACCGCACCGGCACUUUGGACUUAUAUUAAUGAAGAGCGAGCGCCGCCGUGUCCCCGCCGUCGAAAGACAGCGGCUGACUCAGCGAUGUCCAAGAAGAGGACACUUGAUCCUGCAUUGAACUGGUGGGCCGGUGCAAUAAAACCACACAGCUGAUUGUUCCUGCAGUCGUACCGACCCGGUGCCUUUGAGGGUGAAGGGCAGCAGGGAUGUCUGCAGAUGUGAGGUGGAGAAUGAGGCCUUGAUGAUCCAGGAGCCGUUUUGUGAAGAUUUUUACUCAACCUUUUUUUCCCCCCACCCUCUGAGGAUUUUACAUCAACAGCGUGAACUUAAUCUGAGCGCCAGUGAUUGAUGCUGUUUAUCUCUGUGUUUAUUCCUCACUCUGUUGCAUCUCACAACCAAAACCUGGAUGAAAUUCACUUUYUUUUGAAGAGAGGAAAAAGUCUCCCCAGCCUGACAGAAAUGAGCCUGUUUUUGUUUCGGUCUCCUGCGCUUCGGACACUUGGAGGUUAGCGAUCCAAACGGUACGACUUCUUUCCAUCAGCACAGCUGAUCCAACUGGAAAUCUCACAAACACAGGAAAAGAAAAGAAAUCUCUGCAUGUCUUUUGUGUUGAACUUCACACCGUUUCUGCAUAUUUGUAGCACUGAUGUGGUUUUUUCAAAACAAAAAGUUACCUGAAACUCUUUUUUCAGCUGUAAUUCUUUCAAAGUUUACAAAAAAAAAAAAAACCUGAGUGUUGGGAGUUUUGUAGUCGUCAAGCUGACAGUGAGAAUGAAUUUAAUCUGGAAGAAAUAAAUAAUAAUAAAGAAAUGAUAAAUCUCUACA